Messenger RNA from Dermatophagoides pteronyssinus (European house dust mite), 985 nucleotides. Its product is annotated as histone-lysine N-methyltransferase SETMAR-like. Lineage: Eukaryota; Metazoa; Arthropoda; Arachnida; Sarcoptiformes; Pyroglyphidae. The record is from RefSeq and is a predicted model, not a curated record.
UGGUUUCGGGCACAUGGCAACGCAACAAGGGCAACACUCGAAAUCAAUAAAGCUUAUCCCAGACGUUGUGACAUCUCGAACCUGUCAACGAUGGUUCAAGCGAUUCAGAGAAGGUGAUUUCAGUCUUGAAGAUAAACCGAGAUCUGGAAGACCUCAAGAGGUUAGUAAUGACGAAUUAUUGAAAGUUGUGGAAGAAAAUCCACGAGUAACUACUGAAGAAUUGGCGAUAAUGUUUGAUUGUUCGAAUUCGACAAUAUUCGAACAUCUUAAGUCGUUGGGCAAAAAAUGCAAAGCUGGUCGGUGGGUCCCACACACUUUGACGGCAAACAAUCGUACCCAGCGCUUGUCGAUCUGCACUUCUUUGCUGCUUAAACAAAGAAGGGAACCGUUUUUUGAUCGUUUGGUAACUGGUGAUGAAAAAUGGGUUCUUUAUGAUAACGUUACCAUGCGUAAGCAAUGGCUUAGUCCAGGGCAAUCACCGGCUCCAACAGCCAGGAGAGAACUUCAUCCAAGGAAAGUAUUGCUCUCGGUUUGGUGGGAUAUUCGAGGUGUGAUACACCAUGAACUUCUUGAGCCUGGUCGAACGAUCACUGCCGAGGUUUAUUGUGAACAGUUGGACCGGCUGAAAUCGGCAAUCGAGCAGAAAAGACCAGCACUUGCUAAUCGUAGAGGCAUCUUAUUUCAUCACGAUAACGCCCGUCCUCAUACUGCAAGAAUCACUCUGAACAAAUUGUCAGAGUUUGGAUGGGAAUUGCUACCUCAGCCGCCGUAUAGUCCAGAUAUUGCACCAUCGGACUAUCAUUUGUUCAGGUCAAUGGCACAUUACCUGAGUGGCAAAAAAUUUGCCAACACCCAACAGGUGGACGAGUUCCUGCGUCUGUUUUUCGAAGGAAAAGGUGAAGAAUUUUACAGACGAGGAAUCGAAAAACUCUCGGAGCGAUGGGAGAAGGUUGUGGACAACCAGGGAGAUUAUUUCGAAGAUUGA